AUGGGUGGAAGCCAUGGCGACGUCCAGCAUGACCCCAAGUUCACCAUCACAAGGGCCCAACAUCUGAACAACAUUUUCAUCGACGAGUAUAACAAGCUCAAAGAGGAGAACGAAUCGGCUCAGGGCCAACUCGACAACGCACUCAAAGCAUUGAAAGUCAAACGAGACCUUUUAAGUGACCUCACUCGAAGUCGGCGGCAUAUCCAGAAACUGAAAGCGGAGAAGGUCAUUCUCGAGAAGCAACGUGACGGUUUCCAAGAGAAGGCCGACCGACUUGGGCUAACAGAAAGGCAGCGCGACGGCAUCCCUGCGGAGCUUGCCGCCACCACUAAGGAGCGUGAUGAUCUCCAGAUGCAGCUUGCUGCCAUCAAGAAGGAGUGCGACGAGCUUCAGGUGGAAAACGACCUCCUUGCCACAAACGUCGCGAACCAGUUUUCUCCGACUUACAAUGGUUUCGAAGUGCUUCUGAAUAGCAACGACCAUCUCGACUCCGAUGGACAACAGGUUGAGGACAAUGGGAAGCCAAAGAGUGAGGAAGGCGACCACGGUCACAGAGUGGCAGCCCAUGAGGAAGACCAGCCUGCCGACGAACGGUACUCAACAUCUAGACCGUGA
This is a messenger RNA of Cutaneotrichosporon cavernicola, 615 nucleotides long. RefSeq lists its product as uncharacterized. The coding region runs from base 1 to 615 and encodes 204 amino acids. The record is from RefSeq and is a predicted model, not a curated record. Lineage: Eukaryota; Fungi; Basidiomycota; Tremellomycetes; Trichosporonales; Trichosporonaceae. The transcript has a single exon.